UGGCGACGUAUAUAAGGACCUAGGACAGCGACCGGGACCAGGCGGCGGCGAAACAGGAGAAAGAAGGGAAGAAAAGUGAAGGACGGACAGAAGCCGCCGAGCAUCCUCCCUUCCGGGCAGCGGGAGUCGCCCAGACAGCAGCCUCCCCACGACAGAGCCUCAGCCUGCCUGGAAGAUGAGGAGAUCGUGCGGUGGUCGUUCGGUGGCCCUGCUGCUGGCCUUGCUGCUUCAGGCCUCCGUGGAAGUGCGUGGCUGGUGCCUGGAGAGCAGCCAGUGUCAGGACCUCACCACGGAAAGUAACCUGCUGGCCUGCAUCCGCGCCUGCAAGCCCGACCUCUCCGCCGAGACACCCGUGUUCCCAGGCAACGGCGACGAGCAGCUGACCGAGAAUCCCCGGAAGUACGUCAUGGGCCACUUCCGCUGGGACCGCUUCGGCGACCGAAACGGCAGCAGCAGCGGCGGCGGCGCGGGCCAGAAGCGCGAGGAGGAGGUGGCGGUGGGCGAAGGCGGCGGCGGCGCCGGGGCCCGCGGCGAUGGCGCGGAGCCGGGCCUGCGCGAGGGCAAGCGCUCCUACUCCAUGGAGCACUUCCGCUGGGGCAAGCCGGUGGGCAUGAAGCGGCGCCGGGUGAAGGUGUACCGCAACGGCGCCGAGGACAAGUCGGCCGAGGACAACUCGGCGGAGGACGAGUCGGCCGAGGACGAGUCGGCCGAGGCCUUCCCCCUGGAAUUCAAGAGGGAACUGGCUGGGGAGCGGCCCGAGCCGGCGCUCAGCCCCGAGGGCCCGGCCGGGGGCGUGAUGGCCCGGGCCGACCGGGAGUACCGCCUGGUAGCGGAGGCGGAGGCCGAGAUCGUGGCGAAGGACGACGGGCCCUAUAAAAUGGAGCACUUCCGCUGGGGCAGCCCGCCCAAGUACAAGCGCUAUGGAGGCUUCAUGACCUCCGAGAAGAGCCAGACGCCCCUGGUGACGCUGUUCAAAAACGCCAUCAUCAGGAACGCCCACAAGAAGGGCCAGUGAGGGGCAAAGGGCUUCUACCCUCGGGAAGUCGACCCCAAAGCCCCCUCUCCUUGCCUGCCUGCUGCCUCCCAGCUGGGGUGUGCCCCUCGCUCAGGCACUGGGAGCGGCAGGUAGCAGUCUGUUACAGCUGCCUGUAGUUAGGAAAUAAAUAAAACCUUUCAAGUUCCA
This is a messenger RNA of Rhinolophus ferrumequinum (greater horseshoe bat), 1183 nucleotides long. RefSeq names its product proopiomelanocortin (gene POMC). Gene Ontology annotation, molecular function: hormone activity. The transcript is spliced from 3 exons. Gene Ontology annotation, cellular component: extracellular region. The record is from RefSeq and is a predicted model, not a curated record. NCBI's taxonomy places the organism in Eukaryota, Metazoa, Chordata, Mammalia, Chiroptera, Rhinolophidae. The coding region runs from base 176 to 1015 and encodes 279 amino acids.